This is a messenger RNA of Wasmannia auropunctata (little fire ant), 1586 nucleotides long. RefSeq names its product hydroxysteroid dehydrogenase-like protein 2 (gene Hsdl2). Gene Ontology annotation, cellular component: mitochondrion. The record is from RefSeq and is a predicted model, not a curated record. NCBI's taxonomy places the organism in Eukaryota, Metazoa, Arthropoda, Insecta, Hymenoptera, Formicidae. The coding region runs from base 223 to 1437 and encodes 404 amino acids. The transcript is spliced from 8 exons.
GGAGGCAAUUUAUCUAAAGAUAUGUGAUGUACUUUGAACCCGCCGAGUGGAGGCUGAAAACUCGAAGCGGCAACGCAAAUAUUUACGACACUUCUCCCAGUUCCGCGGUUUGUAAUUGACGUUGACCGAUCGGUGGAUCCGAUUUUCGGUCACUGCCACGUAUCAGCGGGCGAGGUUCACACUCUAUUACGAGCUGGCAUAUUGCGGAAAAAGGGCGGAAAAAUGAUUAACACGGGGAAGUUAGCUGGUCGCACUAUUUUCAUUACGGGAGCUUCGAGAGGUAUUGGGAAAUCUAUAGCUCUGAAAGCGGCGAAAGAUGGUGCGAAUAUCGUUAUCGCUGCAAAAACUGCCGAGCCACAUCCGAAACUACCGGGUACCAUUUAUACGGCGGCUACUGAAAUCGAAGCAGCCGGUGGUAAAGCUCUACCUUGCAUCGUGGACGUACGCGAUGAGCAGCAGGUGAUUAACGCGGUGCAGAAUGCCGUCGCCAAAUUCGGUGGUAUAGACGUGGUCGUGAACAAUGCGAGCGCUAUUUCAUUGACGGGCACUGUUGAAACCGAAAUGAAGAGAUACGAUCUAAUGAAUAAUAUUAAUGCCAGAGGAACUUUUCUCGUAUCGAAAGUUUGCAUACCGUAUCUGAAGAAAAGCACGAAUCCACAUAUAGUUAACAUAAGUCCGCCGUUGAGCAUGAAACCGAUUUGGUUUAAAAAUCAUGUCGCAUACACUAUGGCCAAGUACGGAAUGUCUAUGUGUGUUCUUGGUAUGGCGGAAGAAUUUAAGCCUGACGGCAUUGCGGUUAACGCUAUUUGGCCUAAGACAGCUAUACAUACCGCUGCAAUGGAUAUGUUGUCAGGCUCAGACUCAAGUAAUAUGUGUCGGAAGCCUGAAAUUAUGGGCGAUGCUGUUUAUGCAUUGCUUUGUAAAGAUAGCAGAUCCGUUACUGGACAAUUUCUGAUUGAUGAAAAUAUAUUAAAGAACGAGGGCGUUAAUGAUUUUACGGACUACGCGUGUAAUCCAGCAAACAAGGACAAUUUAAUGUUGGACUUCUUCCUGGAGGACAUGCAAAUCCAAGAUAAUCCUGAUAAAGCGACUGAAGAAACUGGACAGUUGGCGCGUGUAUUUAAUGCUAUCAAAGCAAAUUUGAGUAGCGAACUGGUUAGCAAAACUGGUGCUAUAUAUCAAUUCAAUGUGAAAGGGAAGGAAUCUGGUGUGUAUUUCCUUGAUUUGAAAAAUGGAAGCGGAGCUACUGGUAAAGGAGAACCGAGUCAGCCAGCAGAUGCAACUCUUACAAUGGAUUCAGAAAAUUUCUUUGCUAUGUUUUCAGGCAAAUUAAAACCGGCUUCUGCAUUUAUGACAGGCAAGUUAAAUAUUAGUGGAAAUAUGCAGAAAGUAAUGAAAUUGGAAAAGUUAAUGAUCAGUUUAAGAUCCAAACUGUGAAUACAGAUGAUUGAAAAUACAUAUCUUGCAGAAUAUUUUUAUGUAUUAUAAUAAUAAUAUAUAUAUAUAUACACAGUGCAUCAUUUCUUUUUUAAAAGGCAAGCGUAAAUAUGCGUUUUACAUACAAAUUGUUAUGUGCAUUUUUUUCU